AUGUAUAUUAUUAUGAGGACAAAGACAGGGAUCUGUUUGCUGCAGGAUGGUAACCAAGAGCCUUUCAAAGUACGGCUGCACCUAGCCAAGGACAUUCUGAUGAUCCAGGAGCAGGAUGUGAUUUGUGUGUCUGGUGAGCCUUUCUAUUCGGGUGAGAGAACAGUCACCAUUAGAAGACAAACUGUAGGAGGAUUUGGAUUAAGCAUAAAGGGAGGAGCAGAACAUAAUAUCCCUGUUGUCAUUUCAAAAAUCUCCAAGGAGCAAAGAGCGGAGCUGUCAGGUUUACUCUUUAUUGGGGAUGCAAUUCUACAGAUAAAUGGAAUUAAUGUGAGAAAAUGCAGACAUGAAGAAGUGGUUCAGGUUCUUCGGAAUGCUGGAGAAGAAGUGACCUUAACAGUAUCGUUUUUAAAAAGAGCACCUGCUUUCCUCAAACUCAUCUUAAAUGAAGAUUGUGCAUGUGCUCCCAGUGACCAGAGCAGUGGCACCUCCUCACCUCUUUGUGACAGUGGCUUACAUCUCAACUACCAUCCCAAUAAUACGUGCAGGCAAAAUGCUUUCCAAGUCACUGCUGUGGACGGGGUGUGCAGUGGGAUUAUUCAGUGCCUCUCUGCUGAAGACUGUAUAGACUGGCUACAAGCAAUAGCAACAAAUAUUUCAAACCUCACAAAGCACAAUAUUAAAAAAAUCAACAGAAAUUUCCCUGUAAACCAGCAGAUAGUCUACAUGGGAUGGUGUGAAGCUCGGGAGCAGGAUCCUCUUCAAGACAGGAUAUAUUCGCCAACAUUUCUCGCCCUGAGGGGUGCAAGUCUUUACAAGUUUUUGGCACCUCCAGUGACCACCUGGGAUUGGACCCGUGCUGAGAAAACAUUUUCCAUUUAUGAGAUUAUGUGUAAGAUUCUUAAGGACAGUGACCUGCUGGACCAGAGAAAAUGCUGUUUCACCGUGCAAUCUGAGUCUGGAGAGGACCUCUACUUUUCCGUGGAGCUCGACUGUGACCUCACACAGUGGGAGCGAGCCUUCCAAACUGCAACCUUCCUUGAAGUGGAGAGGAUACAGUGCAAGACAUAUGCGUGUGUGUUAGAAAGUCAUCUAAUGGGACUCACUAUUGACUUCAGCACAGGAUUUAUCUGCUUUGAUGCUGCAACAAAGGCUGUACUUUGGAGGUAUAAAUUUUCUCAGCUUAAAGGUUCUUCAGAUGAUGGGAAGAGCAAAAUCAAAUUUUUGUUUCAGAAUCCAGACACUAAGCAGAUUGAAGCAAAGGAGUUGGAAUUUUCUAAUUUAUUUGCCGUACUUCACUGCAUACAUUCAUUCUUUGCUGCCAAAGUAGCUUGUUUGGACCCUCUGUUUAUAGGCAGUCAGGCUACUGCUUCCACUGCUGCCAGCUCUGCUACGACAAGCAAAAGCAAAGUAUCCAACUUGACACACUGA
Messenger RNA from Chrysochloris asiatica (Cape golden mole), 1428 nucleotides. It is a transcript of the gene SNTG1, whose product is annotated as syntrophin, gamma 1. The transcript has 16 exons. NCBI's taxonomy places the organism in Eukaryota, Metazoa, Chordata, Mammalia, Afrosoricida, Chrysochloridae. Gene Ontology annotation, cellular component: intracellular anatomical structure; dystrophin-associated glycoprotein complex. The coding region runs from base 1 to 1428 and encodes 475 amino acids. The record is from RefSeq and is a predicted model, not a curated record. Gene Ontology annotation, molecular function: protein binding; structural molecule activity.